Messenger RNA from Hyla sarda, 1104 nucleotides. RefSeq lists its product as uncharacterized. Bases 103 to 1104 code for a protein of 333 amino acids. The record is from RefSeq and is a predicted model, not a curated record. The transcript is spliced from 2 exons. Lineage: Eukaryota; Metazoa; Chordata; Amphibia; Anura; Hylidae.
CUGUGGGUCUAUGAGGUGUAUUGGGGUGCAGUGGGUCCUAUCUAUUGUGGGUGCAGUGUAUUAUGGGUGCUAUGUAUUGUGGGUGCUAUGUAUUAGGGUCCUAUGUGUUGGGGUGCAGUAUAUUAUGGGUGCAGUGUAUUAUGGGUGCUAUGUGUUGGGGUGCAGUAUAUAAUGGGUGCUGUGUGUUGGGGUGCAAUGUAUUAUGGGUGCUAUGUGUUGGGGUGCAAUGUAUUAUGGGUGCUAUGUGUUGGGGUGCAAUGUAUUAUGGGUGCUAUGUGUUGGGGUGCAGUGUAUCAUGGGUGCUAUGUAUCGGGGUGCAGUGUAUCAUGGGUGCUAUGUAUCGGGGUGCUAUUUAUUAUGGGUGCAGUGUAUUAUAGUUCCUAUGUAGCGGGGUGCUAUGUAUUAUGGGUGCUAUGUGUUGGGGUGCAGUGUAUUAUAGUUCCUAUGUAUCAGGGUGCAGUGUAUUAUGGUUCCUAUGUAUCGGGGUGCUAUGUAUUAUGGGUGCUGUGUUGGGGUGCAGUGUAUUAUGGGUGCUAUGUAUUGGGGUGCAGUGUAUUAUGGGUGCUAUGUGUUGGGGUGCAGUGUAUUAUAGUUCCUAUGUAUCGGGGUGCAGUGUAUUAUGGGUGCUAUGUAUCGGAGUGCUGUGUAUUAUGGGUGCUAUGUAUCGGGGUGCAGUGUAUUAUGGGUGCUAUGUAUUAUGGGUGCAGUAUAUUAUGGGUGCUAUGUGUUGGGGUGCAGUAUAUUGUGGGUGCUAUGUAUUAUGGUUCCUAUGUAUCGGGGUGCAGUGUAUUAUGGGUGCUAUGUAUUAUGGGUGCUAUGUGUUGGGGUGCAGUAUAUUAUGGGUGCUAUGUAUUAUGGGUGCUAUGUGUUGGGGUGCAGUAUAUUAUGGGUGCUAUGUAUUAUGGGUCCUAUGUGUUGGGGUGCAGUGUAUUAUGGGUCCUAUGUAUAAGAGUGCAGUGUAUUAUGGGUGCUAUGUGUUGGGGUGCAGUGUAUUAUGGGUCCUAUGUAUCGGGGUGCAAUGUAUUAUGGGUCCUAUGUAUAAGGGUGCAGUGUAUUAUGGGUCCUAUGUGUUGGGGUGCAGUGUAUUAUGGGUCCUAUGUAUAA